Molecule: messenger RNA, 3102 nt
Organism: Helianthus annuus (common sunflower)
Lineage: Eukaryota; Viridiplantae; Streptophyta; Magnoliopsida; Asterales; Asteraceae
Product: DNA repair protein RAD5A
Exons: 10
Coding region: 2096-3010 (304 amino acids)
Molecular function (GO): hydrolase activity, acting on acid anhydrides, in phosphorus-containing anhydrides; nucleic acid binding; protein dimerization activity
Source: RefSeq, a predicted model, not a curated record
UGUUUGGGAUUCCUUCUCAAAAAGGACUUUUGAGCUCAAAAGGACUUAUUAACCUACUAAAAGUUAAAAGUAAUCCCAAACAUCAUCUAGAAAAGGACUUAUAUAUCUAAAAGGAAUCCCAAACACUCUGUGAAAAGGACUUAUAUGCAGUUUUUUGCCUUCAAGAAGGAGAAGUCAAUAAGUAAGAAUUUCUUACUUCUUGCUUCUCAAAAGUCCUUUUGAGUGAAAAGGAAUCCCAAACAUGCCCAAAAUUUGCCCCAACUAUCUCAGAUCUUCCCACAAACCCAAAUUUUCCCAAAUUCCCUCUCAAAGCUUUGAAGUUGUCAGGAAUUUCUCCAUAGUUCAUUUCCAUCUGAGCAUUCAUUUCCAAAUCUUUCUGAAACACUAGGGUAAACAACAUAUCUGAUGCAUGCGCUAGGUUUGGAGUGUGUUUGGAUGUGGAGCUGAGUUCCGAUGGGUCACCAGUGCGGUAAGGGAUGGCGGUGUUCUGUUCCGGUACAACAGAUGACGAGGGUUAUCUUGCACUUCAUCGAUAGGAUGCUUCGAGUCGAUUCCGGGUUCUAUCUAUUUCCAUGAACAAAAUCAUCAGUCUGAAUUUUAUAUUACUGUAGACGGUUCACGACACGGAUGUUGGAUGUGAACACGUAUUAGUGUUGAUAAGCUUGAUUGCGCUUCUUUGUUGCACGGAUUUGGGUCUACUUCGUACACUUUAGAUGUAGGCAUUACAGGCACCAAGCGAUUAAGGUAAACAAUCGCUUCUUUGCUUUAGGUUUUAACAACCACAAGAUGUAACAAAUUUUAAUCUAUAACAAAUUUCAUUUGAUAUAUGCUGUUACAUGUUUAGUGGUGGAAUGAGAUUUUUAAUGAAGUAUAAAUUACACUUGGCAAACCGAGUGGGUCGGGUCGGGUGGCUCGUCAAAAUGGGUUCGGGUCAAAAUGGGUUAAUUAAAAAAGGGUUGUUUUGGUUCGGGUCGGAAUGGGUUCGGGUCAAAACGGGUCUCGGUCAGAACGGGUUUCGGGUCGGUUUAUAAAUGUUUUUUUACGAGAAAUAAACAUACCACUUUGAUCCAAAAUAACAAACAUGCUUAAUACAGACAAAACCUCAACUAAAAGUAUGACCCGUCCUUAUGAUUGGAAUGUAAGCCUAGAUUACUUUUAUCUCACUGUCCUAACACUAUAUAAGAACUAGUAACCUCGAAAGAACAGGUAAAACUUAUAAGCUUAUACACAAAAAAUAUAAAAUUAACAUUAUAAAUGGUACAACGUACCGGAAUAGCGUACCGGAUCGUAGCGAAUUCGUGCCAUCUAGUAAGUGGUGGUUUGUUGGUUGUUCGAAAGUGGCUGGGUUGUCUAUGUGUAAAGGUAGUAAGAUAAAGGUUGGGGAGCACGUGAAGUUUACGUUUCCGAUGGAGAGAUCGUUGACCGGUCCCCCACCGGGGAAAUUUGGCGGUGGCGGGAGGGGUAGGCAGCCAGCUGCGUGUUCGGAGAUUGUGAGGUUUUCUACUGUGGCUUCUGGGGAGAUUGAUAGGAUCCCAAACGAGUGGUCUAGAUGUCUUUUGCCUCUUGUGAGAGAUAAGAAGAUUCAAGUUGAAGGUUUCUGUAAAUUUGCUCCUACUAAUAUGGGACUUAUGGAUAUCCUUAAUCUAUCUGUUAGGGUGUACAUUAAUAGUUCCAUUUUACACAAAAGUCAUCAGACCUCUCUCAAAGUACCCAACAGUUCCACUGAUGAAAUGUCCAUGCAUCCCCUUCCGACCUUGUUUCGGUUACUUGGACUAGUUCCUUUCAAAAAGGAGGAAGUUUAUAGUUUAUGUGAACGCGUUUUCAGAAGUUUGACUUAUUUUCAUGCUAAUUUAUCAACUAUAGUAUAUAUUUCCAUGCCACAUAACUUAUCUUAAGGUGGCUUUUUGUUACCGAAGAAGAUAAUAAAAGCUUACCCUGCUUCCAGGUGAUGGCAAUAUAGAUAACUAGAUGUAUUGAAAGAACCACCCAAUCUUUGGCUGAAGAGAGCUUAAAGUGAUGUCAAAAGAAGUUGAAUAUAGUGAAUUGGCUGAUGCGGCGACAAUAAGAAUGCGUCCUCAAUUCUUGACGGGAUUGGAUGAAAAGUGGGGAUGAAAAGGCUAGAACAGAUGGGGCAAACAUCACUGAAACGAUUAAAGAUGAAGGGUUUUGGGAAUCCGUGGAGAAUAUUUUAGCUAUUACAAAACCUAUUUUUUUGCUAAUCAAGUUUUGUGAUGGUGAAGGUCUUAAGAUGGGUGAAAUCUACGAAAAGAUGGACAACAUGGUAGGAGAAAUCAAAGAUGUUAUGAAGGAUAACAAAUAUGCAGGUUAUUUUGAGGAAAUUAAUCAGAUUGUUUUGGCUAGAUGGGAUAAAAUGUCAAUCCCACUUCAUUGUUUGGGGCAUGCUUUGAAUCCAAGGUUUUACGAUAAACAUUAUCUACAACAGUUGGCACCCAAUAACGUUAAAAGAAAAGCUCCGAACCUAGACGUGGAAGUUGCAAAUGGUGUUAUAGAAGCGUUUAAAAAAAUCAGGGAAGAUGAAGAGGAACAAAGUAUGUUGCGGGCACAAUUUGCAACAUUUCAUAUGAAAAAAGGUAUUUUUUCGAGGACCGCGGCACAAGCUGAUGCCGUGACAAUGGAUGCAGUUGAUUGGUGGGGUACAUAUGGGUCGGAGACACCCGAAUUGGCGGAGGUGGCAAAAAAAGUGCUCUCUCAACCGAUUAGUAGUUCUUUGGCGGAGAGAAACUGGAGUACAUACUCCUACAUCCAUAAUGUCAAGAGAAAUCGUUUAAAUUGCGAUAGAGCAGAUAAACUAGUUUUUAUUCACUCUAACAUUAGGCUUCAGAGUCGUUUUUUAGAAUCAUAUAAAUCUGGUCCCCACAAAAAGUGGGAUAUGAACCUGGAAAGCACGUAUAUUGAAGGUUCAAGUGCUCAUUUGGAAGAAAUGGUUUGGGAAAAUCUUGUUGAAGAAGACGUCGAUAACAGGAAAGGAAAAAGGGCACGUCUAAAUUAGGAUUUUAAAAUUUAUGUUUAUGUUUUCUAUUUGCUAAUAUGAAUAAUAUGUUUUGAUCAUUUAGAUUUAUGAAAUUAGUAUUUUUGCUUUAA